This is a messenger RNA of Fonsecaea nubica, 1554 nucleotides long. RefSeq lists its product as hypothetical. Bases 1 to 1554 code for a protein of 517 amino acids. Gene Ontology annotation, cellular component: membrane. Gene Ontology annotation, biological process: transmembrane transport. Gene Ontology annotation, molecular function: transmembrane transporter activity. Lineage: Eukaryota; Fungi; Ascomycota; Eurotiomycetes; Chaetothyriales; Herpotrichiellaceae. The record is from RefSeq and is a predicted model, not a curated record. The transcript has 3 exons.
AUGGCCGCCGUCCCAGUCCCUGUCGAGAAAAACUUCGACAUCAAUGAACUCGAGCGUGCUGAUACCAGCGUGUCGGCUGACUCGGACAAGCUGAACGACGCCAGGAUCAAUGCCUUCACCCCAGAAGAACAGAAGAAGAUCAUGUGGCGUAUUGACAGACGGCUCGUGCUCACGUUGGGUUUUCUCUACUGCGUCUCCCUGAUGGAUCGUACCAACACGGGUAUCGCCGUCGUCGCCGGUAUGGGAGUGGAUCUCGUUCUCAUCGAGAACCGGUACUCAAUCCUCGUGCUUGUCUUCUUCAUCACCUACGUCUUGCUGCAACCUCCCGCAACGGUCGUCCUGCGGAAAAUCGGCCCUCGCAGGUUCUUGCCCACCAUCACCUUACUCUGGGGCAUGACCAUGUGUGCCGCCGGCUUUGUCAAGACCUGGACCGAAUUGACUGGUCUGCGAGUGAUUCUCGGUUGUUUUGAGGCUGGGUUCUUCCCAGGCUGUGCCUAUCUCCUUAGCUGCUGGUAUCCUCGUUACGAACUCCAGAAACGCAAUGCCGUCUUCUACCUCAUCGGAUCCAUGGCGUCCGCCUUCGCUGGUAUCCUCGCCUAUGGUUUCUCGCAACUGAAGAACCACGGCUCCGGUCCGAAAUGGUGGGGUCAGCAUUAUGGUCCAACUGCAGCAGAUCCGGAUGCGCCAUCGGGCAUUCUCCCUGGUAUCGCGGGCUGGAGAUGGAUCUUCAUCCUUCAGGGUGUCCUCACCUGCGUCCUGGCCAUCGGCUCCUACGUCCUGAUUGUGGAUUUCCCCGAAAAGGCCACAAACUCCUUUGGGAUCAAAUUCUUGAACCAGAAAGAAGUUGAUUUCGUCGUUGCCCGGAUCGAAAAGGACCGCCAUGACGCCAUCCCCGAGGAAUUCAGACUGGGCAAAUAUUUAAAGUGUGCUUUGGACUUGAAGGUCUGGGGUUUCGCCGCGCUCUUUGGCCUUACAACGACAAACACAUAUGCUAUCGCGUAUUUCCUGCCUAUUAUUCUCAAUGACGGCAUGGGAUUCGGUGUCGCGGCUUCGCAGUGCCUCAUUGCGCCCCCAUACGUCCUGGCGGCCAUUGUCAUGUAUCUUUUCGCCUACCUGGGCGACAAGUGGCAUCUUCGAUCGCCAUUUAUCCUUGCAAAUGGUUGCCUGCUCUUGAUUGGCCUCCCUCUUCUCGGCUAUCUGGACAGCGUCCCAGCUCGCUAUUUCGGCGUCUUUGUCGCGACAACGGCGUGCAACGCCAACGUGCCCUGCGUGCUCACUUGGCAAGCGAACAACAUCCGUGGACAAUGGAAGAGAGCCCUCUGCUCGGCCACGUUGGUCGGCGCGGGAGGUGUCGGAGGAAUCAUCGGAAGUACGGUCUUCCGCGAGCAGGACAAGCCCGAUUACCACCCAGGCAUCCUCACCUGCAUGCUCUCAAGCGCCCUGAUCAUCCUCAUCACCCUGGCUUUGGAUUUCAAGUUCUAUCGGGCCAACCAGCGAGCGGCUGCUGGUGGCAAGGUGAUCGAAGGCCUCGCAGGAUUCCGCUACACCUACUGA